This is a messenger RNA of Mesitornis unicolor (brown roatelo), 1271 nucleotides long. RefSeq names its product vasoactive intestinal peptide receptor 2 (gene VIPR2). Lineage: Eukaryota; Metazoa; Chordata; Aves; Mesitornithiformes; Mesitornithidae. Gene Ontology annotation, cellular component: plasma membrane. The transcript has 9 exons. The annotation marks the transcript as partial. Gene Ontology annotation, molecular function: peptide hormone binding; G protein-coupled peptide receptor activity; vasoactive intestinal polypeptide receptor activity. Gene Ontology annotation, biological process: adenylate cyclase-modulating G protein-coupled receptor signaling pathway; cell surface receptor signaling pathway. The record is from RefSeq and is a predicted model, not a curated record.
GUCAACUUCUAUGUAAGGGUGAAGGCAAUUUAUACCCUUGGACACAGCGUAUCUCUGAUUGCACUUACAACAGGAAGUAUAAUUCUUUGCCUUUUCAGAAAACUUCAUUGUACUCGGAAUUACAUCCAUCUGAACCUGUUCCUGUCAUUCAUUCUAAGAGCAAUCUCUGUUUUAGUCAAGGAUGAUAUCCUCUAUUCCAGCUCCAACACCGCUCACUGUCCAGAGGAUCAAACCUCGUGGGUGGGCUGCAAGGCUAUUUUGGUGUUUUUUCAAUAUGGUGUCAUGGCAAACUUUUACUGGCUUUUGGUUGAAGGACUUUACCUCCACAUCCUCCUUGUGCUAAUAUUCUCCCCCAACAGACAUUUCACAAUCUACCUGCUGAUUGGAUGGGGAAUUCCUACCAUAUUCAUUAUUACGUGGACAGUGACACGAAUCAUUUUAGAGGACACUGGUUGCUGGGAUACAAAUGAGCAUGGUGGUCCCUGGUGGGUUAUACGAAUACCAAUUUUAAUUUCUAUUAUAGUGAAUUUUAUACUUUUCAUUAGUAUUAUAAGAAUCUUACUGCAGAAGUUAAGAUCUCCAGAUGUUGGAGGAAAUGACCAGUCGCAGUACAAGAGACUUGCAAAAUCCACGUUGUUGCUUAUUCCAUUAUUUGGAGUUCACUACACAGUGUUUGCUCUAUUUCCUGACCGCAGUUCCAAUAAUUAUAAAAUAAUCUUUGAGUUGUGUUUGGGAUCUUUUCAGGGGUUGAUUGUUGCAGUCCUGUAUUGUUUUCUGAACAGUGAAGUGCAAGGGGAGCUGAAAAGAAAGUGGCGGAGUUUGUGCUGGAAGCAGACAGCAGGCAGAGAUUACAGACUCCACAGCUCCUCCAUUUCUCGAAAUGGAUCGGAAAGCGUUUCUCAGCUCCACCGGAAUUCAAGGGCUCAGUCAUUUAUGCAGACAGAGACCACCAUGAUAUAAAUCAGCUAGGUUCCCUGAAACAUGAAAAACUGUGGGGUAUAUCAUUCAUUAUGCAGCUUGAUGUGAUAUUUUAUAAGAUGUACAGUUUAGUGCUUUGCUUUUCUACAUGUUGGUACUUGGGUACUUGCCAGGUAAUAACAGAGGCACCUGUCUUGUGGACGCUUUCUUUUUUGUUUGUAUUUUGUUGUUUUUUUUUAAAAUGGCAUUCAUAUUAAUUCUGAUGUUCUCUUGCUGCUUAAUAUCUGUAACUAUUCAAAAACUCAUUUACUGUAAUGAUCCCUUUACCCUCCAACAUGUCCACAAGAUAGAUG